AGCUGUUGAUUCAAAAAGCAAUGCAAUUGCGAAUGUGAUGUGUCUGUAGUAGUAGUAACCUGCGUUGUUGUUCAUCUCUUCUCUCUUCAAUUCAAUUGACAAAAAUGAAAAUCCAGAAACCCUAGAAGACGUAAUCUUCCUUAACAAAAAUGAUGAAGAAGAAAGUUCCCGAUUGGCUUAACAGCUCUCUCUGGUCAGCACCUACAUCUCCUCCUUCCACCCACGACAACUCCCCCAUUCUCAGCCCAACUUCGCCGCCUCAACCUCCCUCCCCUCCCCUCGUUGUUCAAGAUCCUCCGCCUACGCAGGUAAUUGAAGAAUCGAGAUCCGAAGAUCACCAUGACGCUUCUCCUUCCGCCUUUGACAUCUCUCACCAGGCUCAAUUGUUAGCCGAGUUGUCGAGGAAGGUGAUGGAUAUGCGAGAAUUGCGGAGGAUCGCGUGUCAAGGUGUGCCUGAUUCACCUGGGAUACGUUCUACAUUGUGGAAGCUUUUGCUUGGAUAUCUUCCGCCAGAUCGUGGGCUUUGGUCAUCUGAAUUAGCAAAGAAGAGGUCCCAGUACAAACAGUUCAAAGAGGAGAUUCUUAUGAAUCCUUCAGAAAUCACAAGGAGAAUGUACAACUCUACUAGUGGUGAUGCUGAUGUUAUCAAAUCUGAGAGAGCCUUGCUCUCUAGAUCAGAAAUCUCUCAUGGUGAGCAUCCUUUGAGUCUUGGGAAGACGAGCGUAUGGAAUCAAUUCUUCCAGGAUACAGAAAUCAUAGAUCAGAUUGACCGAGAUGUAAAGCGCACUCAUCCUGAUAUGCACUUUUUCUCUGGUGAUUCUCAAUUUGCAAAAUCUAAUCAGGAGGCUUUAAAGAACAUAUUAAUUAUUUUUGCGAAGUUAAAUCCAGGUGUAAGAUAUGUUCAAGGGAUGAAUGAGUUAUUGGCUCCUUUGUUCUAUGUGUUAAAAAAUGACCCAGACGAGGAAAAUGUAGCCUUUGCUGAAGCUGAUGCUUUCUUUUGUUUUGUUGAGCUAUUGAGUGGUUUCCGAGAUAACUUUGUUCAACAGCUAGACAAUAGUGUUGUGGGAAUCCGUGCAACCAUUACAAAAUUGUCCCAGCUUUUAAGAAAACAUGAUGAAGAGCUGUGGCGUCAUCUUGAGAUCACUUCGAAAGUCAAUCCCCAAUUCUAUGCAUUUAGGUGGAUCACUCUCCUGUUGACUCAGGAAUUCAAUUUUGCUGACAGCCUUCACAUUUGGGACACUCUUUUAGGUGAUCCAGAUGGUCCUCAGGAGACUCUUCUCCGGGUAUGUUGUGCAAUGCUAAUUCUCAUCCGCAAGCGCCUCCUAGCAGGUGAUUUCACUUCAAAUCUCAAGUUGCUACAAAGUUAUCCCUCAACAAACAUUAGCCAUUUGCUCUAUGUUGCCAACAAGUUUCGUGUACAGUCAGUCUAAUGGUUCUUGCCCCCCCAUUUUUUGCAUUUUUCUUUUGUAUCUCUAAUUUAGUGUUUGAAAUUCAAUGCUUGUAAAUGACUCUAAAUUUGAGGCUGCAGCAACGAUUUAUUUUUCUUACUUUUAAGUUUUUUCUUCUUCUAUGGUUCGUCAAUCUGUGCUUGGUGUAAUAUGUCUACAUCCAUCUAUGCUCACUCUUCAAAGAAUAAUAGUUUGUUGAGACAUUAGAUAAAAUUAUGAUAUGAAAUUAUUAAAAAAA
Molecule: messenger RNA, 1686 nt
Organism: Cicer arietinum (chickpea)
Lineage: Eukaryota; Viridiplantae; Streptophyta; Magnoliopsida; Fabales; Fabaceae
Biological process (GO): activation of GTPase activity; intracellular protein transport
Molecular function (GO): GTPase activator activity
Source: RefSeq, a predicted model, not a curated record